AUGACGGAGGAAAGAAGUAACACGACUCUUGACUUCCCGUGUAACCUUGAGACUUACGCGUAUGAGGCGUUAACGGAUGUUGGUGAUGCCGAGUCAUCUGAACGAUUGUAUCGAGUAAUACCCGCAGAAACUUUUCUCGAGGUUUUCGCAUCUGAUCGAUCGCACAUGAUAAAUCCAGACGACGGAACUUGGGUGUCACCGCCGCCUUCGUAUCCGCCUAUUUCAUCGAAAAGUACACGCAUGAAUCUUCCUUUCUUUAUUGACAUGACAGAGAACAAGGACUCUAGAGAAUACGGAAAAGUGUUUCACGAGAAAGAGUUUAUCGAGUAUUUUACAUCAAAGCAAUAA
Messenger RNA from Ambispora gerdemannii, 348 nucleotides. The record is from the annotation of a GenBank genome assembly. NCBI's taxonomy places the organism in Eukaryota, Fungi, Glomeromycota, Glomeromycetes, Archaeosporales, Ambisporaceae.